Molecule: messenger RNA, 459 nt
Organism: Akanthomyces muscarius
Lineage: Eukaryota; Fungi; Ascomycota; Sordariomycetes; Hypocreales; Cordycipitaceae
Exons: 3
Coding region: 1-459 (152 amino acids)
Molecular function (GO): metal ion binding
Source: RefSeq, a predicted model, not a curated record
AUGGCUGCUUCGAACCUCGACACCACAGCAGGGCGGCGAGCAACGCCUUACUGCCACUUUUUCCAGGCUGGCCGCUGUAAUAAAGGCAGCUCAUGCUCUUUUUUACAUGACACUGGUGUGCUGAAGAGUUCCAAGUUCACGCCCCAAACGGCCAAAGCUGGAAAACCAAGCAACCCAGCUGCCGAAUAUGGCGGAACGCAGCGGACCUGCAAGUUUUUCCAAACUGGUCAUUGCAAGUUCGGGGAAACAUGCGUGUUCUUGCAUAAUAAGGUGGGAAAACCUCCGCAAAGCCCAACAGAUGAGCCAUCCGAGCAGCAAGGCAGGACGGACGACUUUACAAUAACGAUUGGCGGUGCAUUCGUGCAGUUUGAGGCAGGUGCUCGAGUGUCGAAGAUCCGCCUGCAGAGCGACUUCUCCGCUGCUCGCAUCGAAGGGUUACCCCGAAAUACCUCAAAAUAA